AUGUAAAUCCUCCAUUAGUGUUUUGUCUCCAUCUCUUCUAAUAACUGCGCAAAUAUUUCUAUAUUUAUUAAUAUAUUUAUCAUAUAUAACCAAUUCUCUGGUAUAUUCGGUUUUAUACCUCGCAUAUUUAUACAUCCGCCAACUCGACAUCCACAUUAAAUUGAAUUUCAUCGUGUAGAGUAUCACUUAUAUUUUACUUUACAGCUGCGAUCGUUGGUUAUCUCUAGGAAAAUAAAGGUUCCAGUAUGAUCCAUAAAGGCCCACGUCCAUUGGUAUUGUGCGGUCCUUCUGGUAGUGGGAAAAGCACUUUAAUAAAGCGACUGUUUGAUGAAUAUCCUGAUACCUUUAAAUUUUCUGUGUCUCACACGACAAGGGUUCCUCGGCCUGGUGAAGAAAAUGGGACUCAUUACCAUUUCACAAAUAAAGAAAAAAUGCAAGAACAAAUAAAAAAUGGAGAGUUUAUCGAAACUGCUACGUUCAGUGGGAAUUUAUAUGGUACAAGCAAACGGGCAGUUGAAGAUGUGCAAAGUCUAGGAAAAGUAUGUGUAUUAGACAUUGACAUACAAGGAGUGAAGCAAAUCAAGUGCACUCCUCAUCUCGAUCCCCUUUAUGUAUUUGUGAAACCACCAUCCAUUAUGGAGUUGGAGCGACGAUUAAAGGCUAGAAACACGGAAACUGAAGAAUCAUUGGAACGCAGAUUAUCAGUUGCUAAAGCUGAAAUGGAAUAUGGUGAAACACCGGGUAAUUUUGAUAUUAUCAUAGAAAAUGAUGAUUUAGAAAAAGCAUAUGAAGCUUUGCGCAACUUUGUACAUGGUAAUCUUCAUCUAUAUUGCAAAACAGAUGAGACGAGUUAAUCGAGAAUCGAAAUUGAGGAUCCUUGGAUUAUUCGUUGCGGACUUGGGCACAGCGUAUGAUCAGUUGUGUUUCUCAAGAAUGAGUAUUGACUUAUCAGAGCGCAUAGCCGUGAUACUUGCCUCUGCAUUUUGUUUUUAACGUAUUUCAAAUUCGCCUUUCAUUGGUUUUAAAUUGGCCUUAACAAGCCUUGAAUUCGCAUAUAUUCACAUCUACUAUGGAUUCCUCAUUUGAAUAACAACGGAUAUGUUACUAUAUUUCCGAUAUUGACAUUGAUUGCGACAGUUAUACUUUGUAUCAUGAUUCAUGCGAUAUAGCGUUAGUGAGAGAACGUAGAAAGAUUUCUAGAAUGUAAUUUAAUAAUUAGCUUAAUAUGAUCUAACUGAACUAACUGAACAAGGUUAACAUAAUAACGUAGAUGUAGUUAACUGAGACUAUUCACCAAAAAAGGUUGUGUUCCAAUAGAGUAGGCUACUUAUCUAAUAUAUUCGAGGUACUUACCUUCAUGUGAAAUAUCAUACAAAACAUUGUAAUAUAGUUUUUCUGAUUUAUAUCGAGGUAGCAUUAGAUUUCAUACGCAGACGCCCACAGUACUUAGUGUUAAGGUUGCAGAAAGGAUUAUAUAAACAUUCCAUUCAACAUGUGGAAUCUAUAUUUAGUGUCAAUAGAAGUUCAUUAGUUUCUUGUUAGAAUUAAGAUCAUAAAGGGUAGGAAGAUGUUCCCUAAAGUCUUUAAGUAUUAAAUACUCACUUGCUCUACCAUGCGUGUGGUUUUAAGCAUUUAAUUGUUUAUAGUUUCUUGAGCUGCCUAGAGUCGAUAGUUGCAUAUCAUGUUUCUGCGAGAUAUGCAUAAUAUAUUUAAUAUAAAAUCGCGAAUUUUUCCUCCAGUAGGUGUAGAGAGAGGCAACAAGAUUGAAAUGUUGAUCAAACACACGAUAAAUUAACCGAUUUCGCUGUUCUCUCUUUAGGGAUUAUAAACAUUAUAUGAAAUAAAUUUUAAUCUUUAAUGAGGACCUGUGUUAAUCGACAUUGUUACAACUGACAGCUUCUUAGCAUAAGUCGCGGGAAGUCAUUUUAUUGUAACUACAUGUAUUAUAGAGAAUAUAUAAUUGUUGCAUGUAUAUUGAAAAUAGUAUAUUUAAUAAAUAGUUUAAAAAUAGUA
Messenger RNA from Odontomachus brunneus, 2013 nucleotides. RefSeq names its product guanylate kinase. The record is from RefSeq and is a predicted model, not a curated record. Gene Ontology annotation, cellular component: cytosol. Bases 246 to 854 code for a protein of 202 amino acids. Gene Ontology annotation, biological process: purine nucleotide metabolic process. The transcript is spliced from 5 exons. Gene Ontology annotation, molecular function: GMP kinase activity. Lineage: Eukaryota; Metazoa; Arthropoda; Insecta; Hymenoptera; Formicidae.